Molecule: messenger RNA, 2103 nt
Organism: Annulohypoxylon truncatum
Lineage: Eukaryota; Fungi; Ascomycota; Sordariomycetes; Xylariales; Hypoxylaceae
Exons: 1
Coding region: 78-1991 (637 amino acids)
Biological process (GO): nucleobase-containing compound metabolic process
Cellular component (GO): cytoplasm; nucleus
Molecular function (GO): 3'-5' exonuclease activity; nucleotide binding; nucleic acid binding
Source: RefSeq, a predicted model, not a curated record
UGGAAGAAUCUCACCCUCCCCACCACCGUUUGUCCAGUACCAUUGAGGCAUCUAAUCUAGGUGCUUCAAUCUUAGUCAUGAGCUCGAAAGACAAUGAUGGUAUAUGGAGGCCAGUCGCUUCUUUUGACAAGAACGAAAUCCAAUGGCCUCUAUCAUUCUCUCUACAAUCUCCUUUGGAGGGUGCGCCGCGGCGCAAAUGGUGGGAACACACUUACUACCGCGGUCCCGAAAACCAAUCCGUCCAAAUAUUGUACAGCACCGACGCAUCUAAUUCCGAACUCAUCGCACAGCAGUUUCUUAACGAGCCUGUGUUAGGUUUUGAUAUGGAAUGGCCUUGGGAUAACAUCAGAAAGGUUGAAGGAAAGGUCGCACUGAUCCAGAUUGCUUGUAAAGACAAGAUCGCCCUGUUUCACAUCGCGCUUCACAAUGGCAAGACAACCGAAGAACUUAUCGUACCCUCCCUACGCCGCAUCAUCGAGUCGGCGCAUAUCAUGAAGACGGGCGUUGCCAUAAUGAGCGGAGAUUUUCGAAAACUAACGGGAGAAUUUCCGCUGCAACCCCGAGGCGUCUUUGAACUCAGCCAUUUGUACAAUCUGGUCACCUUCGGAUCGCGCAAUCUUAGGGAGGUCAAUACUAGACUACGUAAGCUGUCGUUAAUAGCUGAGGACCAUCUCGGACUUCCGCUUGAUAAAGGACCUAUUCGCACUAGCAACUGGAACCUACCUUUAGAUGACAAACAGAAGACAUAUGCCGCCAACGACGCCUACGCUAGUUACAUGCUGUUCCACUGCAUGAACGCGAAGCGUCUAACAAUGAGCCCCAAGCUACCGCUGCCAAAACUCGCCGAAUCCUAUCUGCCUUUCAGAAUAGCGGACAUAGUCCUUACGCAGCUUGAGGUGGAAGCAGAUGGAGGUAAGGUGAAGGUUUUAACUGCCAUGGAUUUCUUCGUUCCUCCUCAACCUCGAGAUGACCAGUCCUCGAGAAGAGCCAAUGAGGGAAACAAUUCUACAGAAUCCCUCACUCGACAGAGAAUACAGCAAAAACUCGAUCAACUCCGUAGAGGGCACUCCUACAGACGGGAAAAGGCGAAGAUAAUAUCACCUGACGAAUUAUACCAGCGGCUCGCAAAGCAUCGUGAUACCGUGGCAGCUACUCAAGGCUGUCAUCCACAUACGAUAGCACCCGACACGGUCUUGGAAGUUCUAGCUCGAGAACGUCCUAACAGCUUUCUUCAGAUUGUACGUAUCAAGGGCUUGGACAAGUCGAACGGAAUUAAAUACGGGAAUGAUUGGCUUAGAAUCAUUCAGGGUUCUGCAAAAGAACAUCAUUCGAAGCAUUUGAAACCAUCGGUCUCAGGAAUACCCGCAAAUUCACACCCUAAGGAUAUGUUCCAGCAACUGCAGCCACACCCGAGUGACCAACCAUCCAAGCGCAUGAGAACCACAGAGGCAAACAAUUCGGAGGAGCUGGUCCCAUCCGUGCCUACGGCUAGUACCGGAUUGUCUUUCCAAUUCAACGAGACUCGGCUUGAUGAAGUACCUGUAGAGAAGGAUGAUGGUGUCCAUCACAAUGAGUCUCACGAACCAGCACUGGGAUCACCGUCACCAUUGAAACGCAAGCGAACUGAAUGCACCGUCCCCUCUGCACUAGAACUUACAUCAGUUCCGAACCCCUCCGAGGUUCCCGCUCCCGCAUCCGUGGAUGAAGCGGCACAACCAGAGUCGCUAAGCUUUAAACAAAAAUUGUUACGGAGAAAAUUAGACGCUUAUGUCAAGAGUGUUGUCUGCUCGAUGAGCCCCAAGCCUACUCAGCCAAUAGUGUCUGAAGCUACCCUUCACUGUCUUGUGACGACGCUACCUCGAACACUUGACGAAUUCCACGAAGUCCCCGGUAUCGAGGGGUUCUUCCAGGCUUGCCAAGGGGUCAAGAAGGAUCUGUGGUUAACGUUCUCAACAUGGACACGGACCUCGGGCCUCGUGCCAAGUUCAUGACCAGGGUGGAAGUUGCCAACUACCACCCAGUAAUCAUGUCGCUAUAAUUCAAACAGGUGUUGAAGAGCGGCAUAAGCUAGAUGUCUUAGGAAAGGCUCGCGUUUAUGGAAUU